AUGACAACCAGAGAAGAGAGGAAUCAAACCAUCAUCACAGAAUUUAUUCUGCAGGGAUUUGGGGAUUUUCAAGACCUACAGAUUGUCUUCUUCAUCUUGUUUGUAACUAUAUACAUCCUUACAAUGACUGGAAACAUCCUCAUUGUUGGAUUAGUUGUGACAAACCACAACCUCCACACUCCUAUGUACUUUUUCCUGGCAAACCUGUCUUGCUUGGAGACCUUCUACACUUCAACCAUCUUGCCCAAGGUCCUUGUCAGUUCCCUGACUGCAGACAGAGCUAUUUCCAUCCCUGGCUGCAUCACACAAUUCUAUUUCUUUACUUCUCUGAUAGUUACUGAAUGCGGUCUCUUAGCUAUGAUGUCUUAUGACAGGUAUGUAGCAAUAUGUAAACCUCUGCAUUAUGGAAUCCAUAUGACUGAGAAGCAAUGCAUUAUCAUGGCUGCUGGCUGUUGGAUUACUGGGUUUUUAUCAAUGUCAGUAAUGACGUAUCUGAUCACAAGGUUGACAUUUUGUGGUCCCAAUGAAAUAGAACAUUUCUUCUGUGACUUUACCCCCAUAACACGUAUUGCUUGCAGUGAAACUCAAACAUUAGAACUGAUGAGCUUCAUAUUCUCAACCAUUUUCACCCUGCCACCCUUCUCAUUGACUGUGACCUCAUACACAUUUAUCAUCACCACCAUCCUGAGAAUCCCAUCUACCACUGGAAGGCAAAAAGCCUUCUCCACUUGCUCAUCUCACCUUGUUGUAGUUACAAUUUAUUAUGGGACCCUAAUCUUAGUUUAUGUGUUGCCCAAGACGGAAAAUAUGAGAAAGCUAAACAAAGUCUUAUCUCUUUUUUACACCAUCCUAACACCUCUGGUCAAUCCCCUGAUAUACAGUCUCAGGAACAAGGAAGUAAAAGAGUCUCUUAGGAAAUCUAUUGGAAAGCUGCAUAAGACCAUAGGGAAUCAAAGACACUAAUUUUGGAUUAGGGGAGAAAUUGGUGACUUCAUCUUUUGGAUACUGAAGCCUUUAUAUACUGUCUAAAUCUCUUUCUUUCUCUUGUCAUACAUAUAGUGAUGGGACAGAAGAAAUUAUACUAUUCUUCUUGUGUCAUUCAUUAUCACCAUGCAUGAUCUGCUGAAUGCUACCUGCUGUAGCUUGGAGUUAGGUGUGUACACUGUAGUUUAUUGAGUGCUGAAAGGGACACAGCUAAGGACCACCUGAAGAAGCCCCACGAACCU
Molecule: messenger RNA, 1226 nt
Organism: Lacerta agilis (Sand lizard)
Lineage: Eukaryota; Metazoa; Chordata; Lepidosauria; Squamata; Lacertidae
Product: olfactory receptor 6B1-like
Exons: 1
Coding region: 1-963 (320 amino acids)
Biological process (GO): G protein-coupled receptor signaling pathway
Cellular component (GO): membrane
Molecular function (GO): G protein-coupled receptor activity; olfactory receptor activity
Source: RefSeq, a predicted model, not a curated record